Molecule: messenger RNA, 2179 nt
Organism: Xylaria bambusicola
Lineage: Eukaryota; Fungi; Ascomycota; Sordariomycetes; Xylariales; Xylariaceae
Product: allantoinase
Exons: 2
Coding region: 288-1889 (533 amino acids)
Biological process (GO): purine nucleobase catabolic process
Cellular component (GO): cytoplasm
Molecular function (GO): allantoinase activity
Source: RefSeq, a predicted model, not a curated record
CCAGACUGGGCUUCUUUGUCACUCCUGUCUCUUAUCUUCUUUGUCUCUAUCCCCUUUACGGCCCCCUUCAGGCUUCUCCUCUAAUUCCGGCUUAUCACUUAUCACUCACCAAGCUUCAACAACACGCUAUCGCCCUCCCAUUGUCUUGUUAUACUAUCCGCCCACACGAUAAGCUGAUCACCUAACCCUUGUCGACCACUAUCUCUACUCUUUUCUUUGUCCUCUCGGCUCGUUUCCCGGAAGGCUCCCGCGGUCCGAUUGUGUAGUGUGUACUGCGUACUGUGUAAAUGUCCGUCCCGGCCAUGUCCAGCCCAGAACCGCUCACAGUCCUCGUUUCGACGAGGGCGAUACUGACGUUGCCAGAUGACAGCUUACUGCUGACACCUGCCUCUAUAUCCAUCUCCCCUACCUCCGGGAAGAUAGUAGCUGUCGUGGCGACUGUCCUCCCUAAGACUGCGUUCCCUUCUACUACAACAUAUAUCGACUAUGGCUCGAAGCUGCUGAUUCCCGGCCUGGUGGAUGCCCACGUGCAUCUCAAUGAGCCGGGUCGCACAGAAUGGGAAGGAUUCAACACUGGCACACGAGCAGCAGCAUCGGGGGGUGUGACCACUGUUGUCGAUAUGCCCUUGAACGCCAUCCCACCUACCACAACCUUGGCAGGGUUCAAUGAAAAGCUAGCGGCCAGUCGGGACCAAUGCUGGGUGGAUGUGGGUUUCUAUGGAGGUGUCAUACCUGGCAAUGCAGAUGAGCUACUGCCAUUAGUGGAAGCCGGUGUUCGUGGUUUCAAAGGGUUCCUGAUUGAGUCUGGUGUGGAAGAAUUUCCUGCCAUAUCAUCAGCUGACAUUGAAUUGGCAAUGAACACAUUGAACGGUACACCAACAACCCUGAUGUUCCAUGCCGAGAUGAUUCCACCUAUCACAGACUCUGUGGGCGAUGCUGUUCAAAGCUCCGAACCACCACUAGCACCGAAGGGCACUUUGAAAGAAUAUCAGACGUUCCUCGAGUCUCGUCCGCCAUCCUUUGAGACUUAUGCAAUCGAGGAGAUUAUCGCUCUCUCCCAUCUCGCCACCAACCUCCACCUACAUAUCGUGCACUUGUCUGCUACCCAAGCCAUACCAAUUCUCAAAGAGGCACGCAAGAGGGGUGUUAACAUCACUGCCGAGACGUGCUUCCACUACCUAGGGCUAGCUGCCGAAGGUGUUGAGGAUGGUGAUUGCCGGUACAAGUGUUGUCCCCCAAUUCGGGAGCAACUGAACCAAGACGGCCUUUGGGAAGAACUACAGGCCGAAGACUCGUGUAUCAAGACUGUUGUGUCGGAUCAUUCACCUUGCACACCUGAGCUCAAGCUCCUGCCACCCCACCUCCAAACGAUGAGUACCCGUCCUGGUAUACACCACUCCGACUCCGGUGUCGACAUGCGCGCCGACUCGGACCUUGCUCCAAAGAUUCCCACCGGUCCAGGCGAAGGUGACUUCUUCGCCGCCUGGGGCGGUAUAUCCUCCGUCGGUCUCGGGUUGCCCAUCCUUCACUCAUCGGCCAAAAAGCGAGCGGCAGCGGGUUCCAAAUCAGCACCCACAAUCGUCGAUAUUGUACGACUGUGCUCGCAGGCCACUGCCAAACAAGUCGGGCUAUCGCACCGCAAGGGCGCACUCAAGGUAGGCAUGGAUGCCGACAUCUGCGUUUUCGAUGACACGGAAGAAUGGGUCCUACAAUCGGGCGGCAUGCACUGGAAGAACCGUUGCUCGCCGUGGGAGGGCCACGACUUCACAGGCCGGGUGAAGGAGACCUGGUUGAGAGGCCAGAAAAUUUUCGAGCAUGGUGGCGCCAAUGCUGGCUUCGUCGGCAUGAAGCCCUUUGGCGAGGCAAUCGUCGAGAAACGCGUUGCCUAAUCCACCAUUCUCUCUGCCGAAUCAGUAAGCAAUGAUUAAAAUAGACAUCCUCGAAGUUGAUAAGGGAAGGUUGACAGGAAUUGAGUUUAGAGGCGGGGAGGCUUUGGGGAAGGGAUGAGGAGAAGAGCCCCAAGCUCCUCCGCAUGAAAUGAUGUGAUACCAAGCGCAUGGAACGUGCAUUUUUAUGGCGUAAUGAUUACGAGAAACAUAGCAUUUAUAACAUAGAGCUUUUAUUUAAUUCUUGAUAGCCAUGCAUCAACCAGUAUGAUUUUGAUGAUUCCAUUCCUAAG